Acaulospora morrowiae is the source of this 714-nucleotide messenger RNA. NCBI's taxonomy places the organism in Eukaryota, Fungi, Glomeromycota, Glomeromycetes, Diversisporales, Acaulosporaceae. The record is from the annotation of a GenBank genome assembly.
AUGAGUAAUAUCAAGAAAAAACAAGAUAAAAACUUUAAUAACAAACACAAACAUUUAAGAAAUCAGCCCGCAUUUUCAAUCAGAAAACCUGUUUUGCAACCACCAUUGCGUCUAAAAUCUUUUCCAACAACAAAAGAGAUUAUGAAAUUAGUUGAAAAGUUAAUUUCAAAACCAAAGGUGGCAAGGUUUCCAAACUCAUUUUUAAUUUAUCGUAAUACUUACGUUAAAUACCUAAAAGACAACGGCCACAGUAUUCCCAUGACGCAGCUUAGUACUAUGGUGAAACUUUCGUGGAAAAGUGAACCCUAUCACGUAAAGGAAACAUACACUAAAAUUUCUAGUGAGAUCGAAGAGUUAUAUAAUCAAAUAGUUGGAACGAAUCAUCUCAUGAAAAAUCAAUUGUCUCUCGAUGAGCAUCUCUCAACCAAAUCCCAACUUCCUAUAGAUGGAUUUGAUUUCUCUAAUGAAUCACAUUCUAAUCCUUUCGUUACAAUUCCAUCCUAUCCUUCAUAUCCUUUAGGAGAACCGCUUUUUGAUCCUCCUUUUGUGUUAAUUCCAUCUUGCCCACCUUAUCCUUUAUAUAAUCACCUUUAUCAAAUGGGAUGUACAAAUAUUCCAAUUUUCUAUAUGAAUGAUGAAAUUAAUGAAACAUCGAGUGCUGAAAACGAGAUCAGCAACCAGCAAUUAUUGUCUUUGCAUAAUUUUUAUCAAUAG